CAGCGCGCCGUGCGGACAUGGCGCGAACACUGCGCCCGCCGACCCGCACGGUGGGGCGGCUUCGUCGGGUCCUCGUGUAGGAUGUCAUUGAAGACGCCGACGCCGGCCGCCGGCGAGCGCGAGACCUGGGGCAAGAAAGUCGACUUCCUGCUCUCCGUCAUCGGCUUCGCCGUCGACUUGGCUAACGUGUGGCGCUUCCCCUACCUCUGCUACAAGAAUGGAGGGGGAGCGUUCCUGGUGCCGUACUGCAUCAUGCUGGUGGUGGGCGGCAUCCCGCUGUUCUACAUGGAACUGGCACUGGGACAGUUCCACCGGAAGGGCGCCAUCACCUGCUGGGGCCGCCUGGUGCCGCUUUUCAAAGGCAUCGGCUACGCGGUGGUGCUGAUAGCGUUCUACGUGGACUUCUACUACAACGUGAUCAUCGCGUGGGCGCUGCGGUUCUUCUUCGCGUCCUUCACCACCAUGCUGCCCUGGACCAACUGCGAUAACGAGUGGAACACGCCGGCUUGUAAACCGUUCUCGGCGUUCCUCCAUCAGACGAACACCAACCAAUCCCGCACACACAACUCCACAAUGGCGGCUGCAGCGACAACCCCUUUCACUUCCGCCGCUUCCGAGUACUUCAACCGGGCCAUACUUGAGCUUCAAGGCAGCGAAGGCCUACACGACCUGGGCGCGAUCAAGUGGGACAUGGCUCUGUGCUUGCUGGCGGUCUAUAUCAUCUGCUACUUCUCGCUCUGGAAGGGCAUCAGCACUUCUGGAAAGGUGGUUUGGUUUACGGCUCUCUUUCCAUACGCGGUAUUGCUUAUUCUUCUGGUACGCGGCAUCACUCUUCCCGGCUCGGCGGACGGCAUCCGGUAUUACCUCAGUCCCAACUUCGAGGCUAUCACACAACCUCAGGUAUGGGUGGACGCGGCAACUCAAGUAUUCUUCUCUCUUGGACCUGGUUUCGGUGUGCUCUUGGCAUAUGCUUCAUACAAUAAGUACCAUAACAACGUGUACAAAGACGCCCUCCUAACAAGCGUGAUCAACUCCGCUACAUCUUUCGUCGCUGGCUUCGUUAUCUUCAGCGUUCUGGGCUACAUGGCGAACGUGUCUGGUCGGCAUAUUGAGGACGUGGCGACAGAGGGUCCGGGGCUCGUGUUCGUGGUGUACCCGGCCGCUAUAGCGACUAUGCCGGGCUCGACGUUCUGGGCGCUGAUAUUCUUUAUGAUGCUGCUGACGCUUGGACUGGAUAGCUCUUUUGGCGGUUCGGAGGCCAUAAUAACAGCGCUAAGCGACGAGUUCCCACCGAUCGGGCGGCACCGCGAGAUCUUCGUGGCCUGUCUCUUCACGCUGUACUUCUUCGUGGGCCUGGCUUCCUGCACUAAGGGCGGCUUCUACUUCUUCCAACUUCUGGACCGGUAUGCGGCCGGCUACUCGAUUCUGGUGGCCGUGUUUUUUGAGGCGAUUGCUGUUUCUUGGAUUUAUGGCACUGAGCGUUUUUGCGAAGACAUCCGCGACAUGAUCGGCUUCCGACCGGGCCUCUACUGGCGCGUCUGCUGGCGAUUCGCGGCCCCAGCCUUCCUUCUCUUCAUCAUCGUAUACGGACUUCUGGACUACGAACCGCUGCAAUAUGAGGGCUAUGUGUACCCCGGCUGGGCUAAUGCGCUGGGAUGGGCUAUAGCUGGCUCGAGCGUUUUGUGCAUACCGACCGUGGCUAUUUUUAAAAUCCUUACCACUAAGGGCAGCUUCGUGGAGCGCAUACGCAUCCUGACCACGCCCUACGCGGACACCGAAGCGCGUCGCAGUGUGACCAACGGUAUGGUGGUUUCCGAGAGCGGCGGAGUGCGGCUCGCGUCCGCCGCGCCCUCGCCCAGCACCCCGCCGGCCACCACCCCCACAACACCAGGCCUGGCCGCAGGCCCCGCGCUCGUCUGAGCGCAGCUCUCCUUCGACGUCUACUAUGUGUAGCUUAGCCUCUUUUAGCAGUUGAGUUGAACCGUCUCGUCUCUAGGAUAUCGGGGUUGUGCAAGUUAUUCUGGUUACGGCAUUUGUGUCUUAACCUACGGCAGUUCAUCGGAUAGUUGCCAGAUAAAAAGGCUGUUGAUCUUAGAAAUUACUUAGGCACUACUCGUAAAUAUACGAGGCUAAAAUAUUGCUUAACGCUUGUAGAAGUUUGUAGGACUAUCUUGUUUAGGUUUUUUGUCGAAUUUAUAGGAGAGAGCAUGUGUGUUAUUGCAUUUUUCUUCCCAAAAAUGUAUUAUUAAUUGCAAUGUGUUUCGAUAAAUGCAAAUCUAGUGUUUUCGAUUGGUUUACGCUUUAUAUUUUUUGUACAAAAUACGUUAUGUUAAUCAUAUAAUAUAAGUAAUAUUUACUCAAGAAGAAAUAUUGUGCUGUGAUGGAUGAUAUAAUAGAAAAUACUGUGCAUAUUUGGGUGAGUUAUGUAGCUGAUAAGUAAAAUUUUAGACGCUUACUGCUGUGUUGUAUUUUGCUAGGUUAAGGGAAAAAGUAUCAACAGUAAAAAGAUUUGCUAUUUUAUAUUUUUUGAUUGCUCUUCAAGUAUUAAUAAAAAAAAAAAAUAUUUCCGUCAUUUUAAUCAUAUAUUUCAUUGACAUAUUUAGCAAGCUUUACCGAUUUAGAUUUUAGACUAAAAUAGCAUCCAGUAGAAAAUUAGUCGUAAACCAAAAAUUUGGUGUAGGUACGUUCAAAUAAGAAAAAAUAUAAUUUCUAGAUAAAUGUAAAUAAAACUAUCUUGAAUGAUAGAUAUUCACGUGUGAAGGUUUUAUGAAAUAAACCAAUCUAUUCACAUUAUUCAAUCAAUCAAUCAAACACUUGUGUACAUAAGAAGCUACAGGUAGGUAUAUUAAAGUCUACUUGCUCUAGAAUUGAUUUUGAUUAUGGCGUUUUAGCAUAUACUGUAGUUCAAAUGGCAUUAUAAUCUAUCUAGAUAUACCUCUCUAAAAUUGCACUAAAACACAAAAAAAAAACAUAAACAUAAACUAAUCCACAAAAAAAUACAAAUUUAACUAAGUGUUUACUUGUUACAUUUUAUUUUAGUGCGUGUUAAAAAAAAUAUUUAAACUGUUUAUUUUUCAUAAAGAACAAAAUUACAAUUUUCUUAGCACUAAUCUUAUAUUCUUAAGAUUAUUGUGUGCUGAUCUGUCUAUGUUAAAUAGGUCAUAAAUGAGAAAAUAAUGGAAGCACUUACUUAUCUUUCUUGUACACUGUACUUAUCUUAUAGCGUGCUAGAGGUGCAGAUACCUUCCUAGUUAUAUUUAAAUACCUAGGUGUACAACAGAAUAAUUCAGCAAACCGUCGAUGUGUUAGCAGUAGCUUAUUUUAUAAUACAGAUAAUUUAUAUUAAUAAAGCAUGAAGGUUGAAGCUGGAACAAUACCGUAUAUUUACAGAAACCCUAUUUUAAUACAUGGUUGUAUGUUUUUCCACACAUUUAUUUUAUUUUUAUUUUUUUGCGGGUUGUAAAUGCUUCUGUUUUAAAUUAUUUUAUCUCAAGAUAUAUAUGUUUAAGGAUUGUACAUUAAAAUGAGAAACGUGUAUUAAUGCAUUAAUAUUUUUUAGAAGUAGAAAAAAUGUAGUUUUUUUGGCGUAGAGAAAUACAUACCUUAGACAAAUAUAUAGGUAGCACAUAUUUAAAUAUAUUAACCACUAGACAUAUUUUGAAACUACAUAUUAGGAAUUCCCCUAGUGCUGUAUUUGUUUUUUGAAAAUUUCAUAAAUUUUAAAAAUGAUAUAAAACAUUAUUUAUAAAUAACCCGAAGGAAAUAACUCACAAAUAAAUAUUUGUAGAUUAAGGUUUCGUCUAGUAGGUAUUAAGGAUGAAAAUGAAAUGCUGUGUAGAUAAUAGUAGAGUAGAAUUAAAAUCGGUGUGAUAAUUGAUAAAAGAGUUCAUAUACCCACGUAUAGCCAGAUAUUACUAGUUACAUCGUAGGAAAUUAGAUUUUAACUCUUUAUUAUGGUUGUAAUCGUACUAUGUAACUAUACAUUUUCAAAAUCUAGAUGUUGUGAUGAGUUUCAAUGUUAUUGUAACGGUGCUCCAUUUUUUCAAUGUUUAUUUCACUUUUUUUCUACUAUUCGUCACUCCGUCCUGGGCAAUGCGGACUGAUGAAUAGUAAAAAUAAUAUUUUUUACCUUCAUUUAUGGAUGGGAAAACAAUGAUAACACGCACUCCAUAUAGGCUCUUUAUUUUACGAACACCACGUGGACAACUUACAAAAAAGUAGCAAAUUUUGCUAAGGAUAAAUAGUAUAUUAAUUGUUAUAGUAAUAGAUUUUAACUCCCCAGCUACAAGGGUUUCAUCUUUAAAACAACUCAAUAAAAUAAAUUCUUGGUAGUUAUAUGUGUAGGUAGGUAAGCCGCCUGUGUUUUUUUCUGAUUCUAUUGCUAUUACUUGAUACGUAGGUAAUAUAUUAAUAUAAAGUAAUAUUAAACAUAUACGUAUAAUAUAAUCUACUCGUUUCAAAGUAGCCGUUGGUUGAUGUUUUUCAAUAUACGUAUAUAAUAAUGUUUCAACAUAUAAGUAGUCAAUAUUCAAGAUGUUUGAUGUUAGAAUAUUUGAUGUAAGCAACGUGCAGAAUAUUAUAUUAUGUUAUUCGUAUAGCAGUUGAUAUUAUCUUGCAGGCGAUCAGUAGUCAUACCAGCCAUUAUGACUAUUGAUUAAUUUAUAGAAUAAAUUUGUUUAUACUUACUGUAA
Cydia strobilella is the source of this 4691-nucleotide messenger RNA. RefSeq names its product sodium-dependent dopamine transporter (gene DAT). NCBI's taxonomy places the organism in Eukaryota, Metazoa, Arthropoda, Insecta, Lepidoptera, Tortricidae. Gene Ontology annotation, cellular component: neuronal cell body membrane; presynaptic membrane; neuron projection. The record is from RefSeq and is a predicted model, not a curated record. The coding region runs from base 82 to 1920 and encodes 612 amino acids. The transcript is spliced from 12 exons. Gene Ontology annotation, molecular function: dopamine:sodium symporter activity. Gene Ontology annotation, biological process: sodium ion transmembrane transport; dopamine uptake involved in synaptic transmission.